UCUCAUUGACGAAUAAGUCCUAUGGUCUUAUUGAACCCCCUCUUAUCUGGUGUGAGCAUCUGAAUCCAUUCUUCUGUGUAAAGACGACAGUUCUGGUUUCAUAUGUCGGUGACAGAGGAAGAAUGAGGCGUCGUCACCACAGUCCAGCGGUUCCUCUCAGACGUGACGCAGACCACCGUCACUUCCUUGUUCUUGCUCCAGGUAGUUGAUGUGGAUGAGGAAACUUCACUUCUGCUCCGGACUGUGAUUACUGUCGAAGCGGUGAGGCGAGCCACUGGGACAUGGCUGCCUGGGACUCGGACGUGGACUUGAACUCGGCCCCGCUGUCCGCGCUCAACGUCACGGUGAGGAAGAAGUUGGGGCUCUAUCUGAACCCCAAAACCACGGUGGCCGCCGAUUGGUCCGCGGUGGCCGAGGAGAUGGGCUUCUCCUACCUGGAGAUCCAGAACUACGAGACCGCCAACAACCCCACCAUGCGGGUGCUGGAGGGGUGGCAGGCCGGAAACACGGACGCCACGGUGGGGAAGCUGCUGGCCAUCCUGAACAAAUGUGACAGGCGAGACAUCGUGGAGGACCUGCAGUCGCUCAUAGAUAAUGAUGUCAAGAAGUAUCACGAGAGGCUGAAGAAUAUGAAGUCUGACCCGCCUGUUCAGGUGCCAGAGGUGGACAGCUGUGCCCCUCGCACCCUUGAGAACAAAGGUAUCACCCUGGAUGACGACCCUGAAGGUUCUCCGGAGAUGUUCGACGCCUUCAUCUGCUACUGCGAGUCCGACAUCCAGUUUGUGCACGAGAUGAUCCGCGAGCUGGAGCAGACGGACUACAAGCUGAAGCUGUGUGUGUUUGAUAGAAACGUCCUCCCGGGCUCGUGUGUGUGGACCAUCACCAGUGAACUCAUUGAGAAAAGGUGUAAGAGGAUGGUGGUGGUGAUCUCUGAUGAGUACCUGGAGAGCAGCGCCUGCGCCUUCCAGACCAAGUUUGCUCUCAGCCUCAGUCCUGGUGCACAAAGCAAAAGGCUGAUCCCGGUGAUUUACAAGUCGAUGAAAAAGCCCUUCCCCAGCAUCCUGCGCUUCCUCACGGUCUGCGACUACACCCGGCCGUGCACCCAGGCUUGGUUCUGGGUCCGACUGGCACGGGCCCUGUCACUGCCAUGAGAGGAACUGCGUUCACCAUUCUUGCACUGUGCCAAAAGGGGAACACGCUUUUAAGUAAAUAAUGACUAAAUAAAUGCAGAUGCAAUAAAAAAUGCUUGUAUGAUGUCAUCUAUUUGACAUCUGCAGUGAAAUCAUUGUUUGUAUUCAGGAAUAUGUGUUUGGGUUACAGUAAGAUGGCUAACAGUUAUUACUGUUAGUGAUAUAUUGAGGAAUGUCUUUGUACUUUUUGUACAUUUUGUUACUUAUAUAAUUCAGAUCAAUUUCAACUUCUAUUACCACUUUUAAAAUGGACCAGAAAAUACUGAGGUUCUGAGUAGUACUCACUUGUAACAGGAAGAAACAAUGUUUGUUAUUGUCUUUUAUGACUAGGUUCUCAACCAUCUUGUGGAUAUUUGUCAAUGUGAAUUGUGCCUUUGAGUGUUUUGCCCACAACUUCCUUUAUUGAGUUAACUUUUACAUUCUGAUGGCGUACCAGAAGUAUUAAUAUUAAUUCUUUCAACAUGUCCGUCGAGGCAGAACCACUCUUGUUUUUUUUUUUGUAAAUGUCUGCUUCGGACAAAACAAGCAAAAUACAAAGCAACUGCUUUGAAAACAUAACCUCGGUGGUGAAGACGUUUAAUUCCAAACGAGGCUUUGUACGAUAUUCUCCACAGGGUGUCGCUGUUGUUCACAUCUGGUCAGAUGACCAUCCAAAUUGAACAUUUGUUUCUACUUGAUUUCUCUUACUGAAAUGCUUUUUAAUAAAGUGUUUAAAUAU
Messenger RNA from Synchiropus splendidus (mandarinfish), 1908 nucleotides. It is a transcript of the gene myd88, whose product is annotated as MYD88 innate immune signal transduction adaptor. The record is from RefSeq and is a predicted model, not a curated record. Gene Ontology annotation, cellular component: plasma membrane. The transcript is spliced from 5 exons. Gene Ontology annotation, biological process: positive regulation of canonical NF-kappaB signal transduction; Toll signaling pathway; MyD88-dependent toll-like receptor signaling pathway. Gene Ontology annotation, molecular function: TIR domain binding; Toll-like receptor binding. NCBI's taxonomy places the organism in Eukaryota, Metazoa, Chordata, Actinopteri, Syngnathiformes, Callionymidae. The coding region runs from base 282 to 1151 and encodes 289 amino acids.